Messenger RNA from Silurus meridionalis, 3499 nucleotides. It is a transcript of the gene gpr4, whose product is annotated as G protein-coupled receptor 4. Gene Ontology annotation, molecular function: G protein-coupled receptor activity. Gene Ontology annotation, cellular component: membrane. Gene Ontology annotation, biological process: G protein-coupled receptor signaling pathway. The record is from RefSeq and is a predicted model, not a curated record. Lineage: Eukaryota; Metazoa; Chordata; Actinopteri; Siluriformes; Siluridae.
ACUGUUUGGCGCCAUCAUGUGAAGGCUAUGAGGCGCGCGCGUGAGGGAGGGACCACGUCCUCGCUGUAGAGUAGCGUAGACCGCGUGCACCAUGGGCACCACGGGCUUUCUCUGUCGCGCGCGCUCACUUUAUCUUGCUGCCAUUUAUUCUUCUUCUUUUUUUUUUUUUUUUUUUUGAGAAGCACAGCGGCACGCGCUGAGUGACAGGAAGACCAAAGACUCUCACACACUUCCGGCCCAACUAUCAGUCACAACAUGACAAAAAAAUGGCUAUGGCUGAUGGGGGCCAAAGAAAAUAAAGCAGAAAGCAGCAUUCAGUGAAAGAAGAGAAGGAGACCAUGUGGUGAAGUUCAGCUGUUACUGACUGAUAAAGGAGCACAUCCUUUUUUAUGCCUCACUUUAGAACAUCUCUCUUGUACAGUUGAGAGCACUUUCAUUAUUUAAUACCAUUGGUGCUGGUAAUUUCAAAAUUACUAGAAUCUACCAUUGGUCUCCUUUUAAAUAUCCUUAUAGCAAAGGUUUUACAGCCAGUCAUAAAGUGUGGUGGAGACCUGAACCUUUAAGAUCACCAUGGUUGAGUGGCAUGGGCACAGGAUAUGUGUUUGUGCCAUAACCAGAAGCUGAAGAUUUAUGAGAAAGAACAAUAGGAAUGUAUCACAGAACCUAAUGAAGAUUUUCAAUGUAAUGUUUCAUACCAAAACAUGACUUGAUGAUUUAGGACCUUGAACAGCACAACUAUUCCUUGAUUAUGAUAGCAGGUUACAUAAUACGUGAGGAGAUGUGUAACAUCUCAGCUUCUUGUAAUGUUGAUUCAAACAUCGAUCAUUUUUUUCAGCCAGUGCUAUACAUUAUUGUUAUCAUCCUAGGAUUCCCGGCAAACUGUAUGGCUCUGUGGGCUGCCUAUUUGCAAGUAAAGCAAAAGAAUGAGCUGGGUAUUUAUUUAAUCAACCUUUCUGUGGCUGACCUUCUUUACAUAGCGACAUUGCCACUUUGGAUUGAUUAUUUCCUCCAACAUGAUAAUUGGAUACAUGGGCAAGGGGCUUGCAAGCUGUUUGGUUUCAUAUUCUAUACCAACAUAUACGUAAGCAUUGCUUUUCUCUGCUGCAUUUCUGUGGAUCGUUAUUUGGCGGUGGCCUAUCCGUUACGGUUUGCCAAAGUGCGUCGAGUCAAGACAGCUGUUUUAGUCAGUGCCAUAGUCUGGAUUAUGGAAAUCGUGGCCAACUCAGCACCACUUUUUCACGAUGAGCUCUUUUCGGACCGCUUCAAUCACACCUUCUGUUUUGAGAAGUAUCCGAUGCAAGACUGGGUGGCAGGCAUGAACCUUUACCGCAUCUUUUUGGGCUUCUUGGCUCCCUGGUGCUGCAUGUUAGCAGCAUACAAAGGAAUCCUGAAGGCAGUACGCGGCAAUGUUUCAACCGAGCAGCAAGAGAAAGCUAAGAUCAAGAGGCUAGCACUUAGCCUUAUCCUCAUAGUGCUUCUGUGCUUUGGACCUUAUCAUAUGCUCCUGCUGUGGCGCAGUGUUCUUUUCUCAUCAACCCGUGACUGUCGAGUAGAAGAGUAUUUAUUUACUGCCUACCACAUAGCCCUUGCUCUCACCAGCCUCAAUUGUGUGGCAGACCCUAUCCUAUAUUGUUUUGUAAAUGAAGGCGCUCGCAGCGACGUAAGCCAAGCCCUGGCCACCCUUAUGACAUUUUGUCACCGAGGACAGACAACAGCAUUGUUAAUGGGGGGAUCCAUUACUGUUGAAACACCUCUGGCCAGCAAGAAAUCUAAUUCCUAUAAAAGUGAAAUUGAAUCUCUGAAAGAGGAGUGUCUUCAAAUGACUAAACUUAGUGUUAAAAAGUAAAGCGGUAUAGUAUUUGUGUAGUGUCUAUGUAUAUCAAGAGAUUUUCAGGGACCCUGAGCCUUGUGUUUUCUCACAGAUUAUGGCAACAAUGUUGGCGUUUAAAUAAAUUAUUCAUGUAAAAUCCAGCUCCUUGAAUGUUAUACCAGACGCCUUGUUUAUUACUGUAAAGUACUGGGUGUUGUCAUUUAAAAAUUUAACAUUCAAAUUUUUUUUUUUCUUCCAAAAAUGAUUUUACAUUUUACUCAUCCCUGCUAACUUAUCUGAUAUAAAUACUUUUCUUUAUUUAUAGCUUAUGCCACCAUGUAGCUCAAAGCAAGAACAUCAUGGCAGAGUUGCAGCGGUACCAAGUAUAAAAAUGUUUUUGUAGGAAAUGAUUACUUGUUCCAAGGUUAAACAGACAGGAUAUUUAAACAGUUAGUAUGGCAAACACCAAAAUAGUAGUGGCAGGUUAAAAACCCUCUUGUAAAAAAAUAUUUGAUUUAUUAUUAUAUACAACUUAAAUUCCCAAAGGAUGAGUACAGUCAGCAAUUUAUUCAAGUGUUUCACUGAUAUACAGUAUAUUGUAGUAUAUUCUUAAUAUGAAAAAAAUAUAAAAUACCUGAAAAUAUGAAUUCUACCAUGUCACACGCAAUAUUCAAUAUACUAAGUUUAUUCAGUAUGAGUACUGUAGUGUUACAUAUACACUACCGAAUAAUGUUGUCAAAACGUAACAAUUAUUUUAAGUUGAAAUUAAAGGCAAUUGAGUUUGCUUUUUUAAUUAUUAUUGAAUUUUAAUUAAAAACUAUUCAUUUAAGAAUUGUUAGUCUUUUUUUUUUUUCUUUGUCAGCAUGAAAAGCAUCUGUUGUUACAAAGUUUAUGAUUACAGUUUUAAUAAACCUUAAAUACAAAUUUACAUUUCAAAUACUAAUUAUAUAUUUUAUUAUUAUUACUAUUUUUAUUAAUAUAUUUGAAUAUGGCCAUAUCAUAGAAAGUUAUAUUUAAUCACAUAUCUCAAAAUUAUUUAAGAAAUUUGCAAUCUAUCAAAAUAUUUGCUAUUGGGGUCGUUUUCCUUUUCUCAGUAACACAGCUUUUCAGAGAGAAUAAAAUGUAUGACAUAAAUAUGAGUCACAAACUGUGCAUCAAAUAAGUCUUAUUCAUUAUCGAAUUGAAAAAUGUAUUUAUUGUAGAUGAAGAUGGUGAAAAUAAUAUUUUAGGUUUUAAAUGAACUGUAGCAAAGCACUGUGGAACUGAUGUGAAAAUUUGCGAUCACGGUUUAAAGGGUUUAUUUUAUUAUUUUUUAGGUGUUUGGGUUUUGCAGUAACUGUUAUGAAAAUGUGAAUAUUCCAAAAUCUAAAGCACCUGAGGAUAUCAAGAAGUGUUAUAUUACCAAGGCCGGUGUAUGCUUGAGAAUUGAUGUUGAUCUACUUAUUAUAUUGAUGUUCAAAUUCAUGUGUCAGAUUUCUAUUGUUUGUUUAUUUUCAGUGGCUGAAAUAGAGUGAUGAAAAUGCAAACAAAUAACAUAUUUUGCACAUGUUUACAUUCCUGUUCAGAUGCUUUCUUGAAAAUUUCCACUGUAAAUCAUGAAUGUCUUUUAUCAGGUUUGCAGAUGAACUGGUGUGUGGGUGGGGGAUGUUGCCUGUUAUGCCAAAAUGAAAUAAAUUAUGUACUUUUAAA